Bursaphelenchus okinawaensis is the source of this 4260-nucleotide messenger RNA. The record is from the annotation of a GenBank genome assembly. NCBI's taxonomy places the organism in Eukaryota, Metazoa, Nematoda, Chromadorea, Rhabditida, Aphelenchoididae.
AUGACCUUAACGUCGACGGCCGGGCGGCCCUACGGCCAUGUCGCACAGAUCAUUCAGAAUCGCCUCUUCUUCGGCUCGUUUCAUGAAGUUCCGAAGAACGACGAACAUACAGUGCAUGCGAGGAUUGAUGAACUAGUCACGUACCAUCCCUUCUACUCGGACUUUGGCCCAAUUAACCUGGCCGAACUCUACAAAGCUUGCUUGUUUAUUGAUAAUCUAUUAAAAGUAAGUUGUUUUAUAAAAUUAAAACAAUUUUUAUAGAGUUAUUUGACAUUUGAAUGAAAACUAUAAUGCCAUAGUAAUUUUUAUACUUAAUAUUUUUAACAUUUCAGGAAAACCCCAAGCGACGAGUGGUAAUUUGCAGCGAUUCAAAUGACUGUAACCGAGUUAACGCUGCUUUUUUGGUGGCAAGCUACAUGGUAUGUUAUUUUAUUAUCUUUUUUAAUUUUUAGUCAAUGUAAUUAUGUAAAAUUUCUUAAAAUCAACAAUUUCAACAAAAUUUGGUAUUGUAAAAUACGUUGAACCAUUCUAAUUCGUUUUAGGUGAUCUACCACAAAAUCUCAGCGGACCAAGCCUAUCUUCGAGUUCAGCGUGCCGAGCCUCCAGCCUUCAUCGGCUACAUUGAUGCAGCAUUGGGAGAGCCCAGCUACCUUCUUCAUCUACAACAUACCAUCAAAGCUGUGGAAAAGGCUUUAAAGUACAAAUGGCUUGACUUUGACAACUUCGAUGCAGAAGAGUACGAAUACUACGAAAGAGUUGAGAACGGUGACUUGAACUGGAUCAUUCCGGGCAAGAUUCUUAGCUUCUGCGGCCCACACGAUCGGUCAUACAUUCAUAAUGGUAGGGAUGAUAUAAAUUGUCUGUCUUCUGGUAUAACUUCUUUAUCUUAUUUCUACUCUAUACACUUUAAUAUUGCUUUAUGACGUGGUUUUUUGAUAACUUGUAUUCUGACAAUCAAUGUUAUUUGGGCUUUCUAUAAUAAUGAUAAUAAAUUUCUGCUUUUAGGUUAUCCAUAUCACGCACCUGAAGUAUACUUUGAUUACUUCCGAGCCAAUGGAGUUUCGACGAUUGUACGGCUGAAUACAAAGCUAUACGAUAGGAAACGGUAAGUUUUUAAAAACAUAUCGUGAUUUUAUUGUUUAGGUAUAAUCAGCAUAGUUGUUAAAAAGUGUUAUCUCUCUACUAAAAAUAUUCAAAUUGGUCCCCAUGAUGAUUAAAACAUUGAAAACCCAGGUUAUAAUCUUCAAAUUGCAGAUUCAUUGAAGCAGGAUUCGACCAUCGUGACCUCUUCUUCAUCGAUGGUUCCACACCAACUCAAGAAAUUGUCCACAAGUUCCUGGAAAUCGUGGACAAUGCCAAAGGUGCCGUUGCAAUCCACUGCAAAGCCGGUCUCGGCCGAACCGGAACCUUGAUUGCCUGUUGGAUGAUGAAACACUGCAAAAUGACCGCUCCACAAUGUAUGGCAUGGUUGAGGAUAUGCAGGCCCGGAUCAGUUAUUGGCCCGCAACAACAAUUCCUAAUCGAUCGGCAGUCAUGGUGCUGGAAACAAGGUAGUACACAGGGCAAACACAAGUCUCCAUUGAGAGUUCCGGCUAAAACAGAGGACGAGAAGAACGCGAAUGCCGUGGAGAUAUCGCUGGACGCGAAGCCGGUCCCUAAAACGAGUAUUGGGAAUGUUAACAAUGGCAAUAUUGAUGAGGUAUGGGUGUUUUUGAGAUUUUUUUUGAAUUUUAGGUAACAAACAAGGUUUUUAUGGCAAUUUUUUAUGAAUAUGCUAUUCUUGACAUCUGAAGAGAUGGUCGUUUUAAAGUCUAUGAACUUUUCAAUUGUAAAAAUCUUCAAAGUGUCAUUAUAAACUUAUUUUUAGACCGAAAUCAAUGAUAAAGGUCAAAGUCAAGGUGAUCGUUUGAACGAAAUGAAACUCCGAUCUCAGCGUGUUGUAUCCAAGCCAUCAGACGCCUUUAUCAGCCCAACAUCAGCCGGUUCUUAUCAGCUACCCAGUGCCACAACCCCGAUUAAACAGCUAAAGUUGUCCACAUCGCCACGAUCGCCUCCAGAUCCCUACAAGAAGAAUUCGCUCAGCUUCAGAAUGCCGGUAAGUCGACUAAUUGUAUGCUUGGUUAGAAUCACAUACUACUGUAACAUCUCGUACUGUUUUGAUUUUUUUGGGUCAAAAAUUAGUGUCAUUUUUAAGUUUGAAGAUCUUCAACAGAAGAUUACGAUUUUUGAAAAAAAAUUGGCACCUGAUAUGUUAUAGUAGUUAUUGCGCUGUGGACACUGUAAUUUUAUGCACCAAGUCGCUUUGUAACAUGUCUGUUGUACAGGCAGUCCAAAGGCUUAAAAUAUUAAGUUUUUCAAAUAAUUAUGUGCCCCUGACCAGAAAUGUGCUUUGAGAGGGGCACAUAAUUAUUUGAACGACCUAAGAUAAAUAGUUUUGUGUUUUGGUGACUAUACUACAGAUAUGUUACCACGUAACGCUGUUUAUGGUAUCAUAAGUCGGGCCCAGUGUUUUUGGAUAUCUUGCACUGUGCAAAGACAAAAAAUGCCAUUUUUAGUAUAAGUAAAGUUUUUUAAAACUUUUUAGGUCUAUAAACUAAUAAAAUAGUUUAAUAUUGCUCAAAAAGUGUAUAUAAAUGUACUUGUGUGGUAAUAGUUACCCCUGAUUUAACUAUAACAUAAACUGCACGGCGCAACUUUUCCCAAAGCUUUUUGACCGCCUUCAACCAAUAAUAUAUGUUGUGUACCGUGUCGUAGGCUUAAGCUGGCUGUAUGUUCAUUUCUUGAAUGUUGUGGGGUUAUUUUUGGCUUUAGCGGCGCGUUGUUAACGUUCCUGGUGAUGGUAAUGUUGUGGAUGGUCGGGCGGUGAUUGUGCCCUCCCCGCACACCAAAUGCCACAUUCUCUAACACACUCCACAUUCAGCACACACUCUAUAUAACCCCCCAAAAAUUUCCUAACACACACUUUUCAUUUUCGAUUGUUGUUGUUUUUGCACGUUUACAGUAAUCUACAGUAGUUUUUUUUGCAUAUUGUGAUGGUGGUAUUUGGUAUGAUUGAAGCGUUAUGACGAAUUGUGGUUGUGAAAAGUAUAGUUUUGGUGUUGGUGGUGUAGUGGUUGAUAGUAAAAAUGUUUUGGGGUAGAAAUUCAGGUCAAGGCGGGAGGUGACGUCAAGUUAAGUGGCAAAACUACUGGAAGGUAAAGUACCAUUCAGUGCGACACCUACUAAAACCGACUUUACUUUUUUGUUAUUAGGUUAUUGAAAUAAUUGUGUGCUCUCUAACUUCGCAACUUUGUUUUGAGAAGGGGCUCAGAAUUAUUUGAACAACCUAAUAUAUCCCAUGUCAGCUUGACUUUUCUUAUACUUUCUAUUUACUAAAAAACUUUUAACAAGUAGCACUGUACCUUCAAAUAUCCCAAAUACCACCUAUCAUGUAAAUAAUAAAGUAUAUAAUUUAUAUAAUAUAUAUACAUAUCAUGUAUACAUAAAAAUAUAUGAUUAUAUAACAUAUAUAUACAAGUAUAACAUGUACAAUAGUAUGUAUUGUGGUUGAUGUGUAAAUAUUGUUGUUAAAUAAAUAUUGUUGGCUAAAAGUAUGGACAAUGUUUUUCUUCAGAUCUCCAAGGUUAUUGUGGCAACCACGCACUACAAAAGCUCCUCGCCUCGGAUCACCACCAUUAAAAGGUAUGUUAACAUAGCUAUUGCUGAAUUGAAAAAAAAGCUUUAAUUUUGAGUUUGUCGAUUAAAAUAACAAAGGUUUUAAGACUAAAACGUAUUUUACAUUUAAAAAAAUUUAAAAAUAGGGAAGAAAGAGAUGAUUUGUUAACAAAAUGUGUUUUUGAAGUUCUUCUUUUACUAAAAAAUAAAUCAUUUUAAUAUCAGGUCCUUCAAAUAAUUCUGUGCCUCCUAGUCUUGAAAAUUUGCUUUGAGAGUGGGCACGUAAUUAUUUGAACAGACCAGUAUCUUUUGUACCAACAAACUAUAAAAUUCCAUGCCAUUUUAGCCAAAGAAAACGAUAGGCCUGUUAGACAACAUAAGACAGUAAAAUACGAAAAAAUGUAAAAUAUUUUUAAAAUUUUCAGUGCACGCCCGUCUCCGUACACGUCCAGUCCAGGGAACGCAAAAUACGCGCUUCGGCCGCGAAAAACGCUCAGUAGCCCGAUUCGUUACGAUCCGACGACAGAGAAGAGCAACAUCAGCAAGGUACUGGUCCGUCAUCACAAAACCUCACCGCUAACUCCAGGACGCUAUAAUCGGAUCUGA